Messenger RNA from Sclerotinia trifoliorum, 1199 nucleotides. NCBI's taxonomy places the organism in Eukaryota, Fungi, Ascomycota, Leotiomycetes, Helotiales, Sclerotiniaceae. The record is from the annotation of a GenBank genome assembly.
AAAAGUGGGAGUGUUUGGUCCGCAAAUUUUUACUGUUCUUAGAAUUUAUAUACUAUUGCAUUGAACAUACAUACACACUGUAGUCGUCUUUCUCUGAUACUCUCUUAUUUUACAUCUAUCAACUUGGAGGUUAAAACGAUAUAGUAUCCUAUUGUGUUCGGAACUCUGCAGAAUGCCCCAUCAUCAUCGAAGAAAAUCAACGUUGUCGAGAGAAUCAUCGUCUAGCUCUUCUGAGUCCUCACGCUCAUCUACAAAUCGAAAACGUUCGCAUGAAGCGUCACGGAACUCCGGAUCAAGUCGGCAUCAUACACGAGAUCGGGAAGAAAGAUAUAGAAAUGAUGUUAAAGAGGGUUCUGGUGCAGGAGACGGCGUCGGCGUCGGAAAACGCAUCUUCAAGACGGUUGAGAAACUCGAGAAUCCAGUGAAGAAAUUCGGCAAGCUUGUUCUUUGGGGUGCUCCGUUGAUUCUUGCCGGACUGGAAGUACGACAUGAAUGGCAUCAUCAUUCGCAUAAGAGAAGGAUGAUGGAUAAGGAGUAUGAGAAGGCGCAUUUGGAAAUACAGUUACAGAUGGGCAAAGAUGGGAAGAAGGAGGGUAUUACGAUUGAGGGGACAAAGAGUCAUGGGCCAGCGAAGGAAAAAGAAGAGACUUCUGAGCCUUCAUCUGACGAAGUACAUAUACUUCCUUAUCCAGCAAAAGUCUACUAUCCGGUCGGUCGCCCAAGUCAACAUCCUUCACGGCGAAAUACUGAAGCGUAUCAACCGUACUUAAUACCACCUCACGUCCCCGAAGCUCCAUAUCUAGAUGUGCGUGAAGAUAGACGACCAGGAAUACGAGUGAAACGACCGGGGUCGAGAGAUGUGCUGUUCCCGCGUGUUCGCUCAACUUCUGAAUCCAUUUACGAAUAUAGACGGUGGUGAAACUGUUACGGGGUAAUUUUUUCAUUUUCUUGAUCUUUCAUUUUGAGGCAUUUGAUGAUGUUUAGACUUUCGAGCUGCUUCAAUUUUAAUUAUUCAUCACUGCCUUUUCUCUUUAGUGGUAUAAUUUACUUGUUUUCCAAGCUCAUGUUGAAUCACGGGAAAGGGCAUUGAUUAGAGUCAUAUUGUUUUGUGUUACUUGAAUCAAGGAUAGCAAGAUAGAUUGAGUGCAUCAAAUCUACAAUUGCAAUGGCCUUCCCGCGAAGUUCCCAGAAAUUGUAGU